AGACAACACUUCCGGUGCGGGGAAGGCGACACACGUGAUUUCCGGCGGGCCGUGCGGGCCGGUCCCGGUCAUGGCGGCGGCGGCGGCGAAGGAGGAGGAGAAGGACAAGGACAAGGACGAUGACGACGACAACGACGCGAACGCGGCGGCGACCGAGGGCCGGGUGCGGGCUUGGGCUGCGGCGCAGGCGGCGCGCGGGCGGCGCGUGGCGCUGGUGACGUCGGGCGGGACGCAGGUGCCGCUGGAGGCGCGCGCCGUGCGCUUCCUGGAGAACUUCAGCAGCGGCCGGCGCGGGGCGGCCUCGGCCGAGCGGCUGGUGCGGGCGGGCUACGGCGUGUGCUUCCUGCACCGCGCCCGCUCCGCCUUCCCCUGGGCCCGCGCCCUGCCGCCGCACGGGCCCGCGCUGCUCGACGCGCUCCGCCUCACCCCGGGGCCGCCGCCCGGCGUGGCCGCCGCUCCCGCCGCGCUGCCCGCGCUGCUGCCCGCGCUCCGCGAGUACCAGCACGCCACCGAGACGGGAGCGCUGCUCGCCAUCGAGUUCACCGGGCUCGCGGAGUACCUGGCGCUGCUGCAAGCCGCCGCCCGAGCCCUGGCGCCGCUCGGCUCCAGUGCCAUGUUCUACCUGGCAGCUGCCGUGUCAGAUUUCUACAUCCCCGUCUCCGAGAUGCCGCAGCACAAGAUCCAGUCCUCGGAGGGGCCCCUGCAGAUCACAAUGAAGAUGGUGCCAAAAAUGCUGUCACCCCUGGUCAGAGACUGGGCCCCCGAGGCCUUUGUGAUUUCCUUCAAACUGGAGACAGAUGCCCAGAUCCUGCUGGAUAAAUCUCGGCAGGCUCUGGAGAAAUACCGGCACCAGGUGGUGGUGGCCAACAUCCUGGAGUCCCGGAGAACCUCUGUCAUCAUUGUCACCAGGGACUCACAGACUCCCUUAUCCCUGUCUGAUGAGGAGAUAGCCCAAGGCAUGGAAAUAGAGGAGAAGAUUGUGAGUUACCUGCAGGGCCAGCACACGGCCUUUAUAGAGAGGAAAGGCUGAGGAGGAAAAUCUGGGAGGAAAGGAGGGAGUGGUGCUGCAGAGGGAGUGGGGCUGGAGCCUGUGCAGGUGAAUAAAGCAAUCCCCACGGAACACAAGGAGGGACGUCCAACGCUCUGUCACUUUCAUACAGCUUGGCCACAGCUGCUGUGGCUCUGUAAAAGAGAAAUACAUGGAAGUGAAACCAUUCGAAGGAGGAAAGAAGCUUGUUUCUGUCCCGUGGGCUGGGAGAGCUGGGAGGAUGAGAAAUGGUGAAGUCUCUGUAUAUAAAGAAUUUCUUGAAUCUC
Molecule: messenger RNA, 1314 nt
Organism: Haemorhous mexicanus (house finch)
Lineage: Eukaryota; Metazoa; Chordata; Aves; Passeriformes; Fringillidae
Gene: PPCS
Product: phosphopantothenoylcysteine synthetase
Exons: 3
Coding region: 71-1030 (319 amino acids)
Biological process (GO): coenzyme A biosynthetic process
Cellular component (GO): nucleus; cytoplasm
Molecular function (GO): phosphopantothenate--cysteine ligase activity
Source: RefSeq, a predicted model, not a curated record